AUGCAGAAAGUGAUUAGAAAUUUGGAGGAACGUAUAAGAGGUUUUGACUAUGACAAGCUCAUUGAUGAAAAAACAGAACUCCUGCAGAAGUCUAGUAGAAUAGACAAUCAAGGAGGCAUUCUGGAUGGGCGUUUGCAAGAGGUCAACAAAACUAUUCAGACACUGGAAAGUGAGCUGAGAAGAAAGGAGAUUCGAGAUGCUGAAAAGAAUUACAAGCAGAAAUUUGUGGAAAUGAAGUGCACUGAUGUAGCUGCAGAUGAUUUGAACAAAUACUACAAAGUCUUAGAUACUGCCAUAAGCAAUUCCACUCAGACAAGAUGCGCACAAUCAACAGCAUUAUCCGAGAACUUUGGCGUUCAACCUAUAGGGGCAAUGACAUUGACUACAUUGAGAUCAGACAGAUGA
Molecule: messenger RNA, 405 nt
Organism: Penaeus vannamei (Pacific white shrimp)
Lineage: Eukaryota; Metazoa; Arthropoda; Malacostraca; Decapoda; Penaeidae
Source: RefSeq, a predicted model, not a curated record